Odocoileus virginianus texanus is the source of this 2710-nucleotide messenger RNA. Lineage: Eukaryota; Metazoa; Chordata; Mammalia; Artiodactyla; Cervidae. The record is from RefSeq and is a predicted model, not a curated record.
CCGUUUGAAGUUUUGCUGAACGAGGCGGCCAUUAGUCCACAGGUGCUGGGAAUGCCGUCAUAUAAAUCCUGUGCGCAGACUCCGUGUGCCGCUCGCAGAGCGCAUGUCCCCAGCCGGCACGCCCCGCCCUAGGCCGCAGCCCUUGAAGCUCACGUGAGCGAGGCAGUUGAGCAAACGCAGGAUGUUGGCACAGCAACGAGCGCGCAAGCGCCGUUUGGAGACCCAGUGGCCCAAACACGUGAGUUUUUCAGGAAUUGUCCAAAUGGAGGAAGAUAAACAUUGCAGUAAAGUUGAAGAUGUGGUUGGAAGUCAUGUGGAAGAUGCAGUAACAUUUUGGGCCCAGAGUAUCAGUAGAAAUAAGGAUAUUAUGAAGAUUGGUUGUUCACUGUCUGAAGUCUGUCCCCUUGCCAAUUCAGUUUUUGGGAAUCUUGAUCCAAAGAAGAUUUAUGGUGGAUUAUUUUCUGAAGAUAAAUGUUGGUACAGAUGCCAAGUACUGAAAGUCAUCAACGAUGAAAAGUGUCUGGUGAGAUAUAUUGACUAUGGAAAUACAGAAAUUCUGAAUCGAUCGGAUAUAGUAGAGAUUCCUUUGGAUCUGCAAUUUUCUAGUGUUGCCAAAAAGUAUAGACUUUGGGGACUACAGAUUCCUUCUGGCCAAGAAGUUACCCAGUUUGAUCAGGGCAGAACCUUUUUGGGGAGCUUGAUUUUUGAAAAGGAAAUUAAAAUGAGAAUUAAAGCUAUCUAUCAAGAUGGAACAGUAAUUGCUCAGGCUGAGUAUGGCAAUGUAGAUAUUGGGGAAGAGGUGGCUAAGAAAGGAUUUGCAGAAAAGUACAGACUCACUUCCAGCACUAAUAUCUGUGAGGAAAAAAAAUCAGAUCCUGGUCAGCUUGUCCUCAGGAACCUCAAAAGCCCCAUUCCUUUGUGGGGGCAUAGAUCAAGCCAAUCAACCUUCACCCGGCCAAAGGGGCGCUUAAGUGGGAGAAUGUCUCUUGACUUGAAGAAUGAAAAUGAUGCAGGAAAUAAUGUGACAUAUCCAAAGGAAAAUUUGGUUGUCAGUGACUUUAAUUUGGGGUCUAAUGUCAGCCUGGCGAAAAUUAAGCAGGACCAGAAACUGAUUGAAGAAAAUGAAAAACUUAAAACAGAGAAGGAGGUUCUUCUUGAAAGGUGCAAGGCGUUAGAAUUGAAAGUAGAACAGACUGCUCAGGAGCUGAAGCAAGAGAAAGCAACUACCAUGGAUUUGACUAAACGUUUGGAGAGCACUCUGAAGACUUAUAUAGGUACCAGAAUGAAAAAUCUGGCAGCUAAGGUUGAAAUAUUGAAAGAAAUUAGACGUGUCAGUAUCAGUGUUCGUUUUGGAACUGACCUUUCAGAUGCUAUACAAGUGUUGGCUGAAGACUGCUUUACUAUCCCAGCUUCUUUGAAUGAAUUAGAGCUAAUUUGGGCAGAAUAUAAUCUGGCUCAGGAGAAGAUUCAAACUUGUGAGAAUGUGAUUGAGGGGAAUAUUUUGAUUGCCGAAAGAAAUGAAGUACAACAGAAGCUGUACAUGGCAGUAGAAGUUUUUAUUCUGGAAGUUGAUGAGUUCUCUCUUAAUAAACGCUUAAAAACAUUGCAGGAUUUGUCAGCCUCUUUAGAAGCAGUAUAUGGACAGGCCAAAGAAGGAAUUAACUCUGAAGAAAUACUGGAUAAAUUUAAUGACUGGAGGUGUAAUAAAAGAGAGGAGUUCACCAGUGUUAGAAGUGAAACAGAGACUUGUAUACAACGUCUUGUAGCAUGGUUCCAGAGUACUUUAAAGGCGUUUGAUCUGUCUGGGGAAGAAUCACUGAUUUCUGAUGACACAAUUGAUAAUAUUGAUGAAAUCCUGGAGAAUACCGAGUCAGGUGUCUGCAAGGAGCUGGAGAUAUCUCAGAUUUUUAAGAAACAGAUUAUUGAAUGUUUAAAUAAGAGCCCCAGCGUGGAUCACUUGCUCUCCAUUAAAAAGACACUGAAAAGCUUAAAGGCUCGACUGAGAUGGAAAUUGGUUGAAAAGAAUAAUUUGGAAGAAUCUGAUGACCAUGAUGGAUCUGAGAUUGAAAAAAUAAAACAAGAAAUAACUCAGUUACGGAAUAGUGUCUUUCAGAGAAUUUAUCAUGAGCAGGAGGAAUAUGCGAAGUUGAGUAGCUUAGUACAAAAAUGGUUCCCUGAGCUUCCUCUACUUCAUCCUGAAAUAGGAUUACUUAAGUACAUGAACUCUGGUGGUCUUCUUACAAUGAGCUUGGAAAGAGAUCUUCUUGAUUCUGAGCCUAUGAAGGAGCUUAGCAGCAAGCGUCCUUUGAUUCGUUCUGAGGUUAACGGGCAGAUAAUUCUUUUAAAGGGCUAUUCUGUGGAUGUCGACACGGAAGCCAGGGUAAUUCAGAGAGCAGCCGCCUAUCACAGAGCUUGGAGAGAAGCUAAAGGAGAAUCUGGGUUGCUACCACUGAUAUUCUUAUUUUUGUGUAAGUCUGAUCCUAUGGCUUAUCUGAUGGUCCCAUAUUAUCCUAGGGCAAGUCUGAAUGCUGUUCAGUCCAGCAUGCCUUUAACUUCAGAAGAAGCUUUAAAGGUCAUGAAAGGUGUAGCCCAGGGUCUUCAUACAUUGCACAAGGCUGAUAUAAUUCAUGGAUCACUUCAUCAGAACAAUGUUUUUGCUUUAAACCGUCAACAUGGAAUUGUUGGAGAUUUUGACUUCACCAAAUCUGUG